GUAACCGUACAGGAUGCUGCGCCGCAAAUAUUAAAAACAUACUAUAAGACCACCGACGAUACGCAAUAGCCGUGAAACUUUGUUCCUCGCCUUUAUUGUUUCCACGGGAUAGGAUCGUCACCAUCGUCGUUAUCGUCACCAUCAUCACAUCUAAAAUAUAAUGGGAAUCCCACCUCAAAUCCCUAAAGAGGUGCUCCGCGAAAUCGUAUCCUAUCUAAACCGCAGCGAUGAUCUCACCCCCUGUCCCUUAAGUGGUGUUGCGCUCUCGGCGCUGUAUGGACAUGUAGAUCUGCGGACGUUCCCGUGGCUGGAUAGUGCGUACGUCUACGAUAUGGAAGAUAGCGAUAGCGAUGCCGAUGCCGAUGCCGACGACGACGAUGAUGAAGAGGUUCUCCAGGAUAAGUCAGCCGGGCAAGAUGUGAUAAGUUUGAAGAGGCAGAAGAAUCUAAUUUCUUCCCUGGCAACGUGAGAGCAUGAUUCCAUUCGCUCCAAUGCCAAUGCCACACAUCUCAUCUACGUACCUCCUCCCUUUGCUAACCAUACAUUACCUUUGCAGAAAUCCCAAUCUAGGACAACUCGCCUCAGCCUUUUCGGAUGGGACACAGUUGCACUAUUUUUCAGAUGCCGCCGCUCCCGAUUCCCUCACGCUGGAUACGAUCAUAUCCGCAGCGUCAAGCAUGACAUCCCUCACCUCGGCGAAGUUGACCAGGAACGUGCUCUCGGCAUGUAUCAUCUCGUCACUGCAUAGCUACCCUCAUCUCGGGCGUUUAUAUGUGCAGAAUCUCAGUCCCUUUGAGGUUAUUUGGGAUUCGACAAAAGUGACAUCCUUGAGGAGUCUGAAGUGGAGGAUUCCAAACGUGCGUCGUGGGCCAAAUGGGGAUGAGGAGCUUCGCGGGAUUAUUCGCGGGAUUAUUGGAUAUAUAGCCAACGUCGUGAGGCGUACCUGUCCCUUGUUAACGGAGUUGGAUAUCAUCAUUGAGGACUCGUUUAGUGAUGUAGGCGGGGAGGGCUACAAAUUACCUGAUAUCCCGCAACAAGCGAUUGAGGGAGUUGAAGACAGGGUACGUUUUUACCAGGACACGACCCCCGACGACGACGACGACGACGACGACGAGAGCUUGACGCUGGGAAAUCUACAGCACCUAGGUCUCCAAUGGAAGCACUACAACAUAGUAGACUCCCAGACAUGGCAGCUGGUGGAACGACUCAUCCGUCAAAACAGUUCGACACUAACCAGUUUAACCAUCGAGUCUGAUCUCUGCGAUCCCAUCCUCAAUUCGUCCAUCACCCUCAAAAACUUAACAUCCUUGAGUAUCGCUGGAACCGUACGGACCCCCAUAAUCGCCGAGGGCAUAACAUCGCGAUUCGGCGCCCAACUCGAACGCUUCUCCCUCUCGGACACGGACACCCCAUUCACCGCAUCGCUAGGUCAAACCUUUGGAUCAUGGACCCGCCUCAAAUACCUCUGCAUCGGCGACGUCGAGAUGGCAGGUGGACCCUAUGGCAAGGAUGGCCGACCUGAUUUCGAAGCUUACGAUCUCAUGGAAUUCAUCACCCACCUUCCCCGCGGACUAGAAGAGCUCCACCUCAGAAUUCACGGCGACAGGUUGUGGCUCGAUGAUCCCUCUGAUUUCGAGCCGGUGCGUCGACUCGCGGGGCCGAUUUUCACGAAGCUGAGAUGCUUGCAUACUUGUGAUAUACUCGCAUACAUAAGUAACAUGGAUGGUGGGUUGAGCAUGGAACAGCCUGAGAAUGCGGUGCAUUACCGACGACUUCCUCUUCUCCGAGUCGGAUGCGGAGAUGCUGAUGGUGGUGUUCCUGCUGCUAGUGAAGAAGGUCCGAAUAAGGAGCGGCGAGGGUUAGAUACGACGAGUAGGAGUAAAGAUAUCUGGACGUCAACGAUGGAUUCCGUAUACCAAGACGAAAAUAACCCUCUCAUAUCUCAUUCAUGUCAGACGAUCGAGGUUGAUGAAGAUGGGGAUAGGGAUGCUGGCUUCGAGGGUCGUGAUGCGGAAGGUGUCUGGAUGGGCGGGGAGACGGUGUUCUGUGGUGGUGAUAAGACGUGGCCUGGCCAGACGGGGUUUAGGCUUUGGAGGUAUGAGGAGUAUGUGAGGGCGGGGAGUGGGAAGGGGGUUUAAAAGAAGGUGGAUGGAUGGUGGUCGAGGGAUGGCGGCAAUAGAUACCCC
This is a messenger RNA of Pseudogymnoascus verrucosus, 2186 nucleotides long. RefSeq lists its product as uncharacterized. The record is from RefSeq and is a predicted model, not a curated record. Bases 474 to 2138 code for a protein of 554 amino acids. The transcript has a single exon. NCBI's taxonomy places the organism in Eukaryota, Fungi, Ascomycota, Leotiomycetes, Thelebolales, Thelebolaceae.